AUGGCGGAAACCUCGUCAUUCAACGUGCCUGCUGGACAGACAAUCACCGUGAAAAUCAUUAAUCCCGUGAAUUUCGGACCAGCUCAGCUUCACAGGUUCAUGGCGCCGCCUGUGCCUGGGAUGGGAACACACCCAAGCAACCCCUCGUUUUCUUUUCUUCUAGAACACACUUCGGGUCGGAAGCUGGUUUUUGAUCUGGGCAUUCGAAAGGACUACCAGAACUACGCGCCGAAGGUUGCAGAAUACAUCCCCACAACAAAGUACAAGAUCGAAGUCACCAAAAAUGUGAUUGACAUACUCGAGGAGGAGGGGAUCAACGGAGACGAGGUGGAAGCAGUGAUCUGGAGCCAUUGGCACUGGGACCAUAUAGGCGACCCAUCCACGUUUCCCCAUACAACUGACCUCAUUGUUGGCCCCGGAUUCAAAGAUGCAAUGCUGCCCGGCGCACCUACAAAUCCAGAUUCGCCGCUUAGCGAGUCUGAUUACGCAGGGCGAAACUUGCGGGAAAUCACAUUUCAAGGACCCGAAUGCCUCACGAUUGGCCGAUUCCGAGCCUUUGACUACUUCGCAGACGGAUCUUUCUAUCUCCUCGACAGCCCCGGACACUCAAUCGGUCAUCUAUGUGGUCUUGCCAGGACAACUGUCAAUCCUGAUACAUUUGUCCUAUUAGGAGGCGACGUCUGCCACUAUGGCGGCAUUUUUCGACCAUCAAAAUACUUGCCUGUACCUGCUUCCAUCAAACCACAUCCAUGCCAUCCUCAUAGCGAGGUCGCAUUUUGCCCCGGCGGGGCUUGGGAGGAGCUCCAAACAUCGCGGGGCCGAGGCGUUAAUGACCCACUCUUCACUCCGACAUUCGGCCAUGACAUUCCUCAGAUUAUUGAAACUAUUGGGAAGCUACAGGAAGCGGAUUGCCUGGAAAAUAUCUUCGUUAUCAUAGCUCACGAUGCAACUGUGCGCGAUGCUGUUGACCAAUUUCCUGUUAGUUUGAAUCAAUGGAAGGAGAAGGGCUGGGCCAAGGAUCUCAAGUGGACAUUUUUGAGAGAUGCAGAGGAAUACUGGAAAUCCAAGGGCGUAAUCUGA
Molecule: messenger RNA, 1080 nt
Organism: Penicillium argentinense
Lineage: Eukaryota; Fungi; Ascomycota; Eurotiomycetes; Eurotiales; Aspergillaceae
Product: MBL fold metallo-hydrolase
Exons: 3
Coding region: 1-1080 (359 amino acids)
Source: RefSeq, a predicted model, not a curated record